AUGAAAAGUUACAUUCCUUUUGUCCUGAACUUUACAAUCCCCGAUUUAUUGUUGGCUCUGGAGCUGGGGAUCUUCGUUCAUCCGGAUCCGAUAUUUCCUUUCCCUGGCGCUUAUGUCAGAGGGCUGUUUAGGCAUUUCGGGAGCUUUGGAGGGAAGUUUUCGGUAAGUUCUUUAUUGUAUACUCAUAGCUUUGCGCUUUUCUUGGUCUAUAAAACCUUGUCUUGGAAUAAAACUAACAAUUCAGUAAAAAAUCAUCGUCAAAAAAGGUUUAUCUUGGCAAUAAUUAACCUGUUUUUAGAUGGCUCUAAUGUUCAACACAGUCGCAUUCGCCAUUUCUGCCCAAUGUUAUUGCAUUAUGUACAGAUAUGCGAUGUUGAUGGACGAUUUGAGGAUCUUUCAUGGGAUGCUACGGCCAACAACCUGGAUUUUUGUGUACAUUGGCAAGUUUACAUUCGCUGGGGUAAAUACUUAUGUGCUCUAUAAAAUGACGUUGGAAGGAGAUGUGAGUUCAGACAACCAAAUAUUUAUCUACUCUAAUCAAAGGCUGCGACAGAUGAUAUGAUCUCAUUGUAUCCUCGGCUGGCCUCCUCGUAUGAGGGACUCAACAUUCCAGAUAUCUCUAAUUCAGUGCUGAUUUACAUGCAAGAAUCGGUGGAUGUCUUCACUCUGAGUGCUCUCGCUGUUGUGUUUAUAGGGUUCUUUACGGCGGAGUUUGUGUCGGUUGGUUGUAUAUAUCACAUUUUGAAGAAAUUGGAAGAAAAACGAAGGAAUUUCACUGAGCGUACAUAUCGACUGCAUAGGCAACUGACAACAGUGUUGGCGUUUCAGGUAAAGACCCUUUAGAUGGGCGUUAUGUAGACUUUGAUGGCUAUGCAAAAACAUGGUGCUCUUUUCAGCUGGCAACUCCGGUUCUCUUCAUCAUGUGUCCGAUUACAAUAUCUCUGGUCUGCCAAAUUUUGAACUCUGGUUUCAACGCCAGCCUUGGCCAAUAUGCAAUUCUUUCGCUGGAUCUUUAUGGGGCCGCUAAUUCAUUUAUCACAAUUUAUUUCGUGAAACCUUAUCGAGUUUACGUCCUGCGGAAAGUCAGCAAACUGAUUACCUUUAUAAGUUGUGGUCUUUACACAAAGGAUAUGAUCGAUGUGAACCUAGAAGCGACCAGUCGAUCGUAUAACCAGCCAAGAAAGAGGGCCAAUUCGGUCAACCCGGCUUCGUUCAAAGCGGAAAUGGCGUUUAAGCCAAGGACGUCCAUACAAUGCCCAUAUGUUUAUUGA
Messenger RNA from Bursaphelenchus xylophilus (pine wood nematode), 1271 nucleotides. NCBI's taxonomy places the organism in Eukaryota, Metazoa, Nematoda, Chromadorea, Rhabditida, Aphelenchoididae. The record is from the annotation of a GenBank genome assembly.